UUCCACCACUCAGCUCUACUGAACACACAGGCUCAAACUUCCAUUAUCUUCAGGCUUCAUCUCUGCUCUGUACUGUAUUUGACUAGAGUCUAGAGAGAGAGAGAGAGAAAUGUCGUCGGGUGUGCCCACAACUACUUCAACGAGAAGGAUGAAAUGGAACCAGGCGGCGCCACCGCCGCCCACCCCAAAAAUCAUCCACUUGCCCAGGAGGCCUCGCCGGAAGAGCCCCAAGACGGCCGCGAAGAAGCCCCCUUCCUCCUCCCACAAGUGGCGCCGCCACUCGCUCAACCCCAUGGAGCUCCUGCAUGAGGAGUACUACUACAAGGGGAAGCUGGAGAGGCUGUUCGGCCAGGAGAGGGAGUUCUCCAGGGCUGGGGUUGUCCCCAUUGUGGUUCUCAACUCCGCGAAUUCGUGUGCCGAUAGCGACAGCGAUAGGAGGGAGCGAGUGGAGGACGGCGUCGAGGCGGCGGCGGAUUUUGCGGAGGAGAAGUGGCGGUUUCAGGCGGAGAUGUUGAGGGCGGAGUGUAAUUUCCUGAGAAUGGAGAGAGAGUUUGCUCUGAAGAAGCUGGAGAGAAACCGAGUUCAAAUGGAAACCACUCUCAGAUCGGCUGUUCAGACCCUUAUUUCUGGAAAGAAGAAAAUAUAUGAAGGAAAGAAUGGCAAUGCCAUUCUGGAACAAGAGAUUGAGGAUUUGGAAGAGAAGCUAGAUGAGCUGAAAAGGAGCUCCAAGAAAAAUAAUAGGGAUUUUGAAAUCAAGAAAUGCAGCAGCAACUUUGAUAAGCAAGCAUGCCUGUUGCAGAGAAGGCUGGAAAAGCUGGGUGGAUUAUCAGAUCAAAAAUGCCUCCUCCUCAAUGCCCCCGAAAUCGACAAACAAACUCACACCACUUCUGCCUGCAAAACCAUCCAAAAAUCGACUGAUGUUGAGUUAUUACGGAGAAUGGAAGGACUGUCAAAAUGCAUGUUAGAUAGAAUGGAGGAGGAAUAUGGAGCAAUAAUUUCUAGUACUGCAGCCAAUGUCUCUGCUGCUAGUUCAGCUUCCACUUCCACUUCCAAUUCCAAUUCCAAGCAAAUGGAGUUCUCUGACCCAUUGGCUUUCUCCACCCGACAACCGCAUCAGGAGGCAAUGCCGGUGGAGGAGAACAGAUGUUCUGGGCGUUGUAAAGCAAUAGUACGCAGGAUUGUAGAGCAAGUGAAAGCGGAGACAGAGCAAUGGUCGCAAAUGCAAGAAAUGCUCGGGCAGGUGAGGGAAGAGAUGCAGGAACUCCAAGCUUCUCGUGAUUUCUGGGAAGACAGGGCGCUUGAAUCUGCUCGCGAAAUCCAGUCCCUGCAGUCUACAGUGCAAGAAUGGAAAGAGAGAGCAUUGUCCUCUGAAGCCAGGGUUAAAGAGCUGCAGAUGCAACAAUCUGCAGCUAAAGAAAGUCUUGAAAAGUUGAGGAGGGCAAAGCAAGGCAAUGAUCAAACCAGAGAAGCAAAAUCAACCCCGAAUUCACCCAAGGCUCCACUAGGCAAACAGAUUGAGAAAGAAAAGCGGGUACUGAUCUCCCGAGGGAAGGAAAACCAGGCUGUUGAUGACAGAAGGGGCAAGACUAUUGCUGAGAGAACUUUGGAGAUGACACCCACCAAAGAAGCGCCACCGAUUUCUUUGGCGAAGCAGAUCGAGAAGGAGAAACGCAUGCUUCUGAGACGUCUCAAGGAAAACAUUCGGGGUAACAAUGACAAGAUGAGCAAGUUAGAGCUUUCUCCUAGCGAAAGAAGAAAAGCGCAGACACACAAUGAUGGAGUGGCUGGUCCUAAAAGAUCACCAUUUCGAGAUGUUGCAAAUUCUUCGCCCUUGGUGAGGCAGAACAGCAAGGCGGUUUUUCCUUGGCACAGCCCUGAGCAUGGCAAGGUAGUAGAGCAUUGCAUUUGAAAACUUGAGAUAAAAGAGUUGAGUGAAUGAGUUGGAUAACAAAUGAAAGCCAAAAUGCCUAUCUGUUCCCUCCCUUUCAGCUUCCCUCAUAGAUUUCUUAGCCGCAGUGAAGAGAAGACUUCCUCUGGAAUAAUUUAUGCUCUUAGUUUUCAUAGUUAGAAAUUUGUGUUGUAUUUUAUCUGUUCCCUCACCACUAUAAAUAGCUAAAGGUGCGUUCCGAAAAGUGGUUAGAAUAGUCAAUCACUCUUUAAUUCAACAUUCCUUAUGCCCAGCAGGUUGACUUGUGUACUACAAAGUUAUAAGUUUGACUUUUAGUGGGAGCUACCUAUUGACCU
This is a messenger RNA of Ipomoea triloba (trilobed morning glory), 2244 nucleotides long. RefSeq names its product myosin-11. The transcript has 5 exons. The coding region runs from base 110 to 1909 and encodes 599 amino acids. Lineage: Eukaryota; Viridiplantae; Streptophyta; Magnoliopsida; Solanales; Convolvulaceae. The record is from RefSeq and is a predicted model, not a curated record.